AGAAAUCGUGAAAAUGUCGACGACUACAACGGUUAAACAACGUUUCAUCGAACGUGGCUCCCAUAAGGGUAAAGGUCUUGCCGUGUUCACCAGUGGAGGUGAUUCGCAGGGUAUGAAUGCCGCUGUUCGUGCCUGUGUUCGAAUGGCCAUCUAUUUGGGAUGCAAGGCCUACUUCAUUCGUGAAGGCUACCAGGGUAUGGUUGAUGGUGGCGAUAACAUUGUUGAAGCUAACUGGGCCUCUGUAUCGUCCAUUAUUCAUCGUGGUGGCACUGUUAUUGGUUCGGCCAGAUGUAUGGAUUUCAAGCAACGUGCUGGCCGCUUGAAGGCUGCCAAUAAUCUCAUCCAGAGAGGAAUUUCCAAUUUGGUUGUAAUUGGUGGUGAUGGUUCUUUGACUGGUGCUAAUCUUUUCCGUCAAGAAUGGUCAUCGUUGUUGGAAGAACUUUUGAAGAAUGGUCAAAUUACGGAGGAGCAAAAGAACAAAUAUGCUGUUUUGCAUAUUGUUGGUAUGGUUGGUUCCAUUGAUAACGAUUUCUGUGGUACCGACAUGACAAUUGGUACUGAUUCGGCUUUGCAUCGUAUUAUUGAGGCCAUUGAUGCUAUUGUCAGUACUGCUUACUCUCAUCAACGUACAUUCAUUAUGGAAGUUAUGGGUAGACAUUGUGGAUAUUUAGCCCUACAAGCUGGUAUGUCCUCUGGUUCAGAUUACAUAUUUAUACCCGAAGAUCCUGCUAGUGAAAAUUGGAGAGAUGUAUUAUGUGAAAAAUUACUUCAGGAGCGUAAUGCUGGUCAACGCUUAAAUAUUAUUAUUGUUGCUGAGGGUGCUAUUGAUCGUGAUGGCAAACCCAUUUCCGCUGAGGAUGUUAAAAAAGUUGUCGUGGACAGAUUGCAACAGGAUACCCGCGUUACUGUCUUGGGCCAUGUCCAACGUGGUGGUAAUCCCAGUGCUUUUGAUCGUGUUUUGGGUUGUCGCAUGGGUGCCGAAGCCACCUUGGCUUUAAUGGAAGCUACUUCUGAAUCUGUACCUGUAGUCGUCUCCUUGGAUGGCAAUCAAGCUGUACGUGUACCCUUGAUGGAGUGUGUAGAGCGUACUCAGGCUGUUGCCAAGGCUAUGGCCGAAAAGAACUGGGAAUUGGCUGUAAAACUACGUGGUCGUUCGUUUGAACGUAAUUUGGAAACCUACAAGAUGUUGACCCGCUUGAAGCCACCAAAGCGUGAAGGACAAGUGAGUGGUUAUCGUUUGGCUGUUAUGCACAUUGGUGCUCCAGCCUGCGGUAUGAAUGCUGCCGUUCGCAGUUUUGUGCGUAAUUGCAUUUAUCGCGGUGAUACCGUUUUCGGUAUCCACGAUGGUAUUGAAGGUUUAAUUGCUGGCAAUAUUAAGGAGAUGGGCUGGUCCGAUGUCACCGGUUGGGUUGGCCAAGGUGGUGCUUUCUUGGGCACCAAGCGUACCUUGCCCGAAUGCAAGUUCAAUGAAAUUGCCGCUCGUCUCAAGGAGUUCAAGAUCCAGGGUCUUCUGAUCAUUGGUGGUUUCGAAGCCUACCAUGCCUGUGGACAAAUUGCCGAUCAACGUGCAAACUUCCCUGAAUUCUGUAUUCCCAUGGCUGUUAUUCCAUCGACCAUUUCUAACAAUGUACCUGGCACUGAGUUCUCUUUGGGUUGCGAUACUGGUCUCAAUGAGAUUACCGAAAUUUGUGAUCGCAUUCGUCAAUCGGCCCAGGGUACCAAACGCCGUGUAUUCGUUAUCGAAACUAUGGGUGGCUAUUGUGGUUAUUUGGCCACAUUGGCCGGUUUGGCUGGCGGUGCUGAUGCUGCCUACAUUUUCGAAGAGAAAUUCUCUAUCAAGGACUUGCAACAAGAUGUUUAUCACAUGGCCUCGAAGAUGGCUGAAGGUGUACAACGUGGUUUGAUUUUGCGUAAUGAAAAGGCAUCUGAAAACUAUAAUACCGACUUUAUUUAUCGUUUGUAUUCGGAAGAAGGCAAAGGUCUUUUCUCAUGCCGUAUGAAUAUUUUGGGUCACAUGCAACAGGGUGGCUCACCCACACCAUUCGAUCGUAACAUGGGUACCAAAAUGGCUGCCAAAUGUGUUGAUUGGUUCUCUGAACAAUUCAAGAAUAACAAACAAGCCGAUGGCACUAUCAAGUGCACCAACAAAGAAUCUGCCGUACUUUUGGGUAUUAUUAGACGUCAGUACAGAUUUACUCCAUUGGCUGAUUUAAUUGCUGAAACUAACUUUGAACAACGUAUUCCUAAGACACAAUGGUGGCUGAAAUUGCGUCCCUUACUCAGAAUAUUGGCCAAACAUGACUCUGCCUAUGAGGAAGAAGGUUUGUACAUUACCGUAGAAGAAGAAUGCUCUACCGAUGCCGUGGCCUAA
This is a messenger RNA of Musca vetustissima, 2371 nucleotides long. RefSeq names its product ATP-dependent 6-phosphofructokinase (gene Pfk). The transcript has 8 exons. Gene Ontology annotation, molecular function: AMP binding; monosaccharide binding; 6-phosphofructokinase activity. The record is from RefSeq and is a predicted model, not a curated record. Gene Ontology annotation, cellular component: 6-phosphofructokinase complex; cytoplasm. Bases 14 to 2371 code for a protein of 785 amino acids. NCBI's taxonomy places the organism in Eukaryota, Metazoa, Arthropoda, Insecta, Diptera, Muscidae. Gene Ontology annotation, biological process: fructose 1,6-bisphosphate metabolic process; fructose 6-phosphate metabolic process; canonical glycolysis.